AUGGCCACAGAGGUGGAUUCUGGGUACUCUUUCAGGAAAACCGUGGUACUCGUGGUGGCUGUUGAAAAGCUGAAAAAAGGGUUAAUUUGGAACAUGGGGUUCAAAGACACAGAUUUACUAAAUCUGCUAAAUUACAUUUUUGUGCAAGAAGAAAUUCCAUUUGAAAACACAGAAUUCACUUUCGCUUCCUUCCCCAAGUACAAGUGCAUUAAAACAAGUGAAUGCAAUAUCAGAGAUUCUCAUAAUAAGAGCAUGGCUUUGCAGCAAUUCCCUGGGAACGCCAAACUUGUAGCUGUUUCGCUUCAGGGUUUAAACACCCGGAGAGAAGAGAAGAUUACCAUGUCUUUUUACGCUACUCAGAGUUUGAGCUCACACCUACAAGCAGUAACUUUGGGUCUAGCGGGGAAGAACCUCUACCUAUCAUGCACCCUUGUAGAAGGCGAAGCUCAGCUGCAUUUGGAAGAGGUCAAGAACAUUAAAGAAGUGAAAAAUGAGGAUUUGUUAAGAUUUAUUUUCAAGAAGUCUGCAUUUGGGUCUAGAUUUACCUUUGAGUCUGCGUCUUGCCCUGGCUGGUAUAUCAGCACUUCUCAAGCUGAAAAUGAAUUGGUCCAGAUGAAGCCUGAAGCUGAUCAAAAAUAUAUCAGAGAAUUCUUAGUCCUUUCCUAGAAUAUAUACUUAUAUAUUGCUAUAUAUGUAUAGCAUAAUCUGUUAUCCAACCCAGUAUCCUGCAUGUAUGUACUGAGUACAAGGCAGAAAUAACUGUGCUGUUUAAUAUAAGCAUCUGGUAUAGAAACAAAACUUUAAGCACACAUUGUGCUGUCAUGUUCCAAUCACAUGCAUAGCUGUAAAGAACCGUUCAGUAAUGCAUU
Pelobates fuscus (common spadefoot toad) is the source of this 869-nucleotide messenger RNA. RefSeq names its product interleukin-1 beta-like. The record is from RefSeq and is a predicted model, not a curated record. Lineage: Eukaryota; Metazoa; Chordata; Amphibia; Anura; Pelobatidae. Gene Ontology annotation, molecular function: cytokine activity; interleukin-1 receptor binding. The coding region runs from base 1 to 666 and encodes 221 amino acids. Gene Ontology annotation, biological process: cellular response to lipopolysaccharide; positive regulation of gene expression; cytokine-mediated signaling pathway. The transcript has 4 exons.